Molecule: messenger RNA, 889 nt
Organism: Acaulospora morrowiae
Lineage: Eukaryota; Fungi; Glomeromycota; Glomeromycetes; Diversisporales; Acaulosporaceae
Source: the annotation of a GenBank genome assembly
GUCCUUUGCCGCUUCGCGAAUUGUGCCUGCAAUGAAAAUUCAUGAAAUAUACAAGGGCAUGACCCAAGUACACUUUAUGAAUACGCUCGCGCUAACCAACGAUUUUCAAAGUAUUGCCAACAAAUUGAAGGAAAUAUCACCAUAUGUUUUAAGCAAAUCAUCCGUAAGAGCCGCAAUAACGUGUGAUCACGAAACCGUUGAAUCAAAUGAAGAUGCACUAAGCAAACUUUUGAAAGAAUUACCGGAACGCGAAAGUCGCCCCUUGGAACAGUCUGAAUUCCAGAUAAAAAAUGAGAAAGCAUUUUUCCCACUCCCGUUCUCCGUAAAUUUUAGCGCGGAAUGCUUCAAGGGAGUGCCUUAUACACAUCCUGACGGCGCCAAAUUACAGAUUCUGUCAUCCUUAAUGAGAACCCAUUAUUUACAUCGUGAGAUCCGUGAAAAAAACGGGGCAUAUGGUGGCGGUGCAACUUACUCAUCGACGAGUGGAAUUUUCUCGUUCUUUUCUUAUCGAGAUCCAAAGGCUUUGGAAACUUUGGAAACCUAUCGUCAAUCGAUCGAUUGGGUCUUGAAGCGAAAAUUUACUCAACAGGAAAUUGAUGAGGCAAAGCUAUCAAUAUUCCAAGGCAUCGACGCGCCAAUAAGCGUCUCCCAGGAAGGGAUGGUUUAUUUCACUGAUCGAAUUUCCGACGACCUAAGGCAAAAACGACGUGAGCAAUUGUUGGCUGUGACCGAGGACGAUGUUAAAUAUGCUGCAAUCACGUAUCUAAAGCAACACGAAACAAAGAAAGAUUAUUCCAUAGCUAUCAUUGGUGAGGAAAAUGAAGAAAUUGAAAAGAAUAAUGAAUAUAAUGUUUACCGGAUGAAAAUCGAUGAAGCUAAUGAAAGUUGA